Molecule: messenger RNA, 726 nt
Organism: Brassicogethes aeneus
Lineage: Eukaryota; Metazoa; Arthropoda; Insecta; Coleoptera; Nitidulidae
Source: the annotation of a GenBank genome assembly
AUGGACAAAGAUGAGGAAAAACUAGACAAAGUCCACAAAGCCAUACAAAAAGGAAACAUACUCGAUAGUGGGAAAGUAACAAAAUAUGGAAAUAAAAGGGAAACAGAAGCCAUCCACAUACGAGGUAACACCACCAAAGACAUGGCAACACAAACCCAGACAACCGAAGCAAUAAGCACGAAGAAUAGGGAAGUCGAGGUAUGCGACAUUGAAGACUGCAAUAACUUCUCGAAUUGGGAACAAAAAGCUUGCAGAGACUGGACAGACACUGUCUUUACAAAUACGACGUGCAAAGAAGGUAACCCUUUGGAAACCAAAGACCAAGCAAUGAAGGUAGUGUGGAUUGGCCCUAACGAUAAGCAAAUGGAAAAAGGAACCCAAAAAUCAUAUAAAUUCCCAGAGCUGCUAACAGACAUCAUGGAAGACUUUGGCAUCCUAGAAAUGGAAAGUAAAAUUAAAACAGCCAAGUUUGGCCAAACGACCAAACGAAAGAUAGCCAAAAUAACACAUAAGGAAAAUGAAGAAGACAUAUACGGAAAACUGGUAAUACUCAAAAACAGAAUGCGGAGAAGAAGAAAAUAUCGCUCUACACAAACCGGAAAAAAUGCCACUAGAAAGAUUCAAAAAAAUGACGGAAGCAAUAUUCCACGACUGCACGACACAAUGAUCUAUAUAAAAGAAGGCGACAAGGAGGAAAUAAAUCCAAAACAAACAACAGAGGCAUAG